Molecule: messenger RNA, 1464 nt
Organism: Gilbertella persicaria
Lineage: Eukaryota; Fungi; Mucoromycota; Mucoromycetes; Mucorales; Choanephoraceae
Exons: 1
Coding region: 79-1419 (446 amino acids)
Source: RefSeq, a predicted model, not a curated record
AAAAAAAAAAAAAAAACCUUGAUAUUUUAUAUGGCCAUUCUUUUCUUUCUUUCUUCUCUUUAAAAAAAAAUCCCCUAUAUGAUAUCUACCACUAUUUCUAAAGAUUUAUUACAACCUCCUCCUUCACCUAGUUUAUCAGCUACUUCGUCUAUAUCUUCUUGGUUAAGAAAAUCACCAAGUGAGUUGGUGCCUAUGCUAAAGAAUGCCUAUACCACACUCAAAGACAAAGAGAGGGAUUUGAGAUUGGCAGCUGAAAUAGGAAAAUCCCUAUUGGAGAAUAAUAUCGCACUCAAAUCUAACUAUGAAGAUUUAUUAUCUCAGUCUAUUUACCCUACACCUUCCAACUCUUAUUCUCUUUUAGAUGAACAACCUCAAGAAGACGUCACUUUUAUGCCUUCACAUACAACGCGAGAAGCCAUGAUUGAAAUGCUGGAAAAAAAGAAUACGGAACUAUCCACUCAACUAGAGCAGACAGUCCAAACCCAGGAGAAACAGGGCCGUAUGCAUAAAAAGAAAGAAAGAGAAUUGGAGACUGAAAUCAAGUUCUUGAAAGGUAGUCUUGAUCAUGCUACAGUCAAAAUACAAGAAAUGGAAGAAAAAACAAUGCCCAAAGAUAGUAAUAAACUAUCACCACCACACCAUGAGGAAGAAGAUGUUUCGCUGCUGCAUGAGAAAAUCAAGCAUUUGAGGCUGGAGAAUGAUCAGGUGUAUCAAUCCAAAUUAUCCAUGGAAGAGAAGCUGAUGAAAACCUUGCAUGAUUUACGUCUCUUGAAACAGCAAGUGGACCAAUUCCAGUUCACUUUGCAUGAUCAUGAACAGCUUCAAAAGUCGUUUGAAGCUCAGCAUACGCAUAUUCAAGAGCUCAAAGCAAGUUUAGAAGAGCAUAGAACAUUACUGGGUCAGCUUAAAGAACAAGGCGUUAUUUAUUACGAAGAAGAAGAAUACGAAGAAGAAGAAAGCAAUCAAAAUCUGCUUAGUGAACUACAUCAUGCUUGGUUAAAAGGGCAUGAAGAUAAUACAAACUUGCUUGAAUCAAUUCUUGUUCAAGCAGGCGUCGUUGAGAAAGAUGCUCUUGAUGAUGCACUGAGCUUAAUCGGUCGUCUGGAACAUGAAUAUGAUCAUAAAAAAUUCCUAAAAGAGAAUGGGCAUUGGUAUGACGAUAAUUUUAGCAUGGUGUCAACUCAACAAAAAGCGGCUAUUGUAACACUACUACCACCAACACCACCACCGGAACAAUCCUUGGGCUUGGUAGGCUCUGUCCAGCGCAUGGUGAAACAAAUGCUUUACUUCACGUGGCGGUGGUUUAGAUUUACUUUGAUUAUGACAAUCGCUGUCUUUUUAAGUUUAAAAGAAGGCCCUCCUCCGCCACCACGGAAAUCCGGUUUGAUUACAUCCACUGCAUCACACACUAAACAAUAGAGAUAUUCUUUCAAAAACUAAAAUAAAUACACAAUUCACACAUGA